UUCUUGCCAUAAGUCAUGGGAACAAGCUGCUCACUGACCUGUACAACUGCCACCUGAGCAAGGUCUACACUGUUGGUGGACUGUUUGGCAAAGCCACCGAUGACUUCUCAGACACAGGGAAGCUGGUGGAGAAGACAACAUUUGAUCACAUCACAAGGGAGAAGCUGGAGCGGAUUCUCGCCGUCAUUCAAGGAUCAAAUCAUAAGGCCCUGCUGAUGCAUUCUAACAUUGAUAUGAAAACACAAGAGGCCUACGAGCUGGCUGUCAGAGGCUUGAUCCGCCCCAUGGGGAAAAGCCCUCCCAUAAUCACAGCAGUCCGAUGCCUCCAGUUUGCACCUCCAGAAUUCCAGCUAGAAAUCCAUUGCUUGCAUGAGACCCAGCAGUACCUGCGGAAGAUAGUUCAUGAGAUUGGCCUGGAGCUGAAGUCGUCUGCAGUGUGCACCCAAGUGCGCAGGACACGCGAUGGUGUCUUCACACUGGACGAUGCUCUCCUGAGGAGCCAGUGGAACCUGCAGAGUAUACGCAGUGCAAUCUGGAGCUGUCAGCUUAAGGUGCAGGCAGAGAUAGAGAGAACGUUGGGCCAUCAGGGUGACAGUAACUCAUCAGGACGUGGAGAUGGCCCACGCUGCAGACAGCUGAGUGUGCGCGGCGCAGGGAGCGUCCACAAGCAAUCUCUGGAGCACAGUAACGCAGCUACACGCUGACAGGGUGAUGGACAGCAGAAGGAAAGAGGUUAA
Molecule: messenger RNA, 737 nt
Organism: Nestor notabilis (Kea)
Lineage: Eukaryota; Metazoa; Chordata; Aves; Psittaciformes; Psittacidae
Gene: TRUB2
Product: TruB pseudouridine (psi) synthase family member 2
Biological process (GO): pseudouridine synthesis; RNA processing
Molecular function (GO): RNA binding; pseudouridine synthase activity
Source: RefSeq, a predicted model, not a curated record